AUGGGGUCAAUUGGUAAAAGUAUUCAAGCAUUUGAUCAUAUUACAUUAUGGGUUAGCAAUGCUUUACAAGCAUCAGCAUGGUUUUGUGUUCGUUUUGGUUUUGAACCAUAUGCAUAUCGUGGUCUUGAAACUGGUUCACGUGAUGUUGUUUCACAUGUAAUUAAACAAAAUAAAAUAUUCUAUGUUUUUCAAUCACCAUUAUUACCUGAUAAUCAAGAAUUUGGUCAACAUAUUUGUCGACAUGGUGAUGGAGUUAAAGAUAUUGCCUUUACUGUUGAUAAUAUUGAAAAUGUUAUUGCACAAGCACGAGCUAAAGGUGGAAAAAUUGUUAAAGAUAUUUGGAUGGAAAGUGAUGAAUAUGGUUCAGUAAAAAUGGCUACUAUUCAAACGUAUGGUGAUACAACACAUACAUUAAUU
Molecule: messenger RNA, 417 nt
Organism: Rotaria sordida
Lineage: Eukaryota; Metazoa; Rotifera; Eurotatoria; Philodinida; Philodinidae
Source: the annotation of a GenBank genome assembly